GCUUUCAACCAACUUCAAACGUUUUUGUCAGUCAGAAUAACGGUGGUACUGAUCACUAAUAGUCCUGGCUGGUUCAGCUGCAUGUUUAGUCCUGUGCUUCAAGAUGUGGUCAAACAUGGGAAUCCUGAUCUGGUUCUUUAUAGUUUCUGGCUUGUUAAAAACAACAGCGCUACAGAUUUCACAAUGCACUUUGCAGAAGGAUUUUUUAGAGUCGCUGAAACCUCAAGAUUUAUUUUAUUAUUUUGAUACUAUUUCCACUAAAUCAGUGCCUCACUUUGAGCUGGUGUGGGUGAAUUGCUCGAGGAAUGAGUCUUUCAGGGGGCUGUGGAGGUGCUCGUUUCAGACCGAAGAAGAGAGAUUUGAGUUGGGCCAGCACAGAGAUGAACGACCAGUGUCCUGUCCCACAAGUCUGGAAAUGGUGAUCAAUUCAACGGUUAGUGUGGUGAAGAAGAGGGAGGACAUGUGCUGUGAGCAGCUGAAGUUACUGAGACCAGCACAUACAAGAACUCUUCUCCCCGUCUGCCAUGGCAAAUUACAAGGUCUGAUUCAAUAUGGGGAGAGGAGGCUGUGUAUUCGCCCAGUGCUUCAAAAACACAUAGACCAUCUGAAGGAUCUUAAUAUGGAUUUACCUUCGGGUGUACCUCACCUGCUAUUAACCCACACAUUACCAGCGAGGACACAUCUUAAACAACCCAAGAGUCCUCCAUAUGAUCUGGAUACGGCCCGGGUCAGAUUGACUACAUCAUGUGGCGUGUUCGUGUCUAGGCGCGGGUCCUCCAUCUGA
Messenger RNA from Pimephales promelas (fathead minnow), 784 nucleotides. The record is from RefSeq and is a predicted model, not a curated record. Lineage: Eukaryota; Metazoa; Chordata; Actinopteri; Cypriniformes; Leuciscidae.